AUGGCUUCCAGCCCGCUGCCGGGGCCCAACGACAUCCUGCUGGCAUCGCCGUCGAGCGCCUUCCAGCCCGACGCGCUGAGCCAGCCGCGGCCGGGCCACGCCAACCUGAAACCCAACCAGGUGGGCCAGGUGAUCCUCUACGGCAUUCCCAUCGUGUCGUUGGUGAUCGACGGGCAGGAGCGCCUAUGCCUGGCGCAGAUCUCCAACACCCUCCUCAAGAACUUCAGCUACAACGAGAUUCACAACCGCCGCGUGGCGCUGGGCAUCACGUGCGUGCAGUGCACGCCGGUGCAGCUGGAGAUUCUGCGACGCGCCGGGGCCAUGCCCAUCUCAUCGCGCCGCUGCGGCAUGAUCACUAAGCGUGAGGCUGAGCGUUUGUGCAAGUCGUUCCUAGGCGAAAACAGGCCCCCCAAGCUGCCUGACAACUUCGCCUUCGACGUUUCGCACGAAUGCGCCUGGGGCUGCCGUGGCAGCUUCAUCCCUGCGCGCUACAACAGCUCCCGCGCCAAGUGCAUCAAAUGCAGCUACUGCAACAUGUACUUCUCGCCCAACAAGUUCAUCUUCCACUCCCACCGUACGCCCGACGCCAAGUACACGCAGCCGGACGCAGCCAACUUCAAUUCGUGGCGCCGUCACCUCAAGCUCACUGACAAGAGCCCCCAGGACGAGCUAGUCUUCGCCUGGGAGGACGUCAAGGCCAUGUUCAACGGCGGGAGCCGAAAGCGCGCGCUGCCCCAGCCGGGCGCGCAUCCCGCCUGCCACCCGCUCAGCUCGGUCAAGGCGGCCGCUGUGGCAGCGGCUGCGGCGGUGGCGGGAGGUGGGGGACUGCUGGGCCCGCACCUGCUGGGGGCGCCCCCGCCGCCGCCGCCGCCACCUCUGGCCGAGUUGGCGGGCGCGCCGCACGCGCAUCACAAGAGGCCGCGCUUCGAAGACGACGACGGCCCCGCCCCCAGCCUGUCGGUGGCCGCGGCCUCCGGCGGCGCCGGAACGAGCGGGGGGGGCGCGGGGGGCGGCUGCGUGACGGGCGUUGGCGCCGGCGCGGGCGCGGCGGCUGGCGCCAAAGGGCCACGCAGCUAUCCGGUCAUCCCGGUGCCCAGCAAGGGCUCGUUCGGGGGCGUGCUGCAGAAGUUCCCAGGCUGCGGGGGACUCUUCCCGCAUCCUUACACCUUCCCGGCUGCAGCCGCCGCCUUCGGCUUGUGCCACAAGAAGGAGGACGCGGGCGCCGCGGCCGAGGCCCUGGGGGGUGCGGGCGGCGCGGGCGCGGCGCCCAAGGCCGGCCUGUCGGGCCUCUUCUGGCCCGCGGGCCGCAAAGACGCCUUUUACCCGCCCUUCUGCAUGUUCUGGCCUCCGCGGACCCCGGGCGGACUUCCCGUGCCCACAUACCUACAGCCCCCGCCGCAGCCGCCCUCGGCGCUCGGCUGCGCGCUGGGAGAAAGCCCGGCCCUGCUGCGUCAGGCCUUCCUGGACCUGGCCGAGCCCGGCGGCGCGGGCGGGAGCGCCGAAGCGGCCCCGCCGCCGGGUCAGCCCCCUCCGGUCGUCGCCAACGGCCCGGGCUCCGGCCCGCCGCCUCCUGCGGGCGGCGCGGGCGCUCGCGACGCGCUCUUCGAGUCGCCCCCGGGCGGCAGCGGCGGGGACUGCAGUGCGGGCUCCACGCCUCCGGCCGACCCCGGCUCCGUGUCCGGGGCUGGGGCCGCGGCCGCCGGAGCGGUCCCCGUGGGUGCCCGACUGCCCGCGCCCCACCACCCGCACCUCCUAGAGGGGCGCAAAGCCGGCGGAGGCAGCUAUCACCAUUCCAGCGCCUUCCGGCCGGUGGGCGGCAAGGACGACGCCGAGAGCCUGGCCAAACUGCACGGGGCGUCCACGGGCGCGCCACACUCGGCCCAAGCGCAUCACCACCACCAACAACAACAACCGCACCACCACCACCACCACCAUCAUCCCCCGCAGCCGCCGUCGCCGCUGCUGCUGCUGCCCCCGCAGCCCGACGAGCCGGGUUCCGAGCGCCACCACCUGGCCCCGCCGCCGCCGCCGCCGCCCCCUCCCCCGCCGCCUCCGCUGGCCCCGCAGCCGCACCACCGAGGCCUUCUGUCCCCCAGUGGCACCAGCUGCAGCUACCCCAGCGAGGACAGCUCCGAGGACGAGGAUGACGAGGAAGAAGAGCAGGAGGUGGACGUGGAGGGCCACAAGCCCCCCGAGGGCGAGGAAGAGGAGGAGGAAAGUCGAGACCCCGAGGACGACGAGGAGGAAGACGAGGAGACAGGGGUCCUGCUAGGGGACCCUUUAGUCGGGGGAGGCCGAUUCCUCCAGGGCAGAGGGCUGUCGGAGAAGGGGAGCAGCCGGGACCGCCCGCCGGCCGCCGCGGGCACUUUCCCACUGGCCCUGAACUCCUCCAGGCUGCUGCAGGAGGACAGGAAACUGGGUGAUCCCGGCGGCUCGGACCUGCCCCCGCCCCCGCCGCUGGCCUCCCAGAAAUCAAGCAGCGGCCUUAGCAGCAGCCCGGGCAGCCCGGUCCACCAUCCAUCACUGGAGGAGCAGCCCUCCUACAAAGAUAAUCAGAAAACUAAGGAAAAUAACCAAGUUAUUUUAUCUACAAAGGAUGAAAACAACUUUUCAGAUAAGAACAAGGAGCAUAGCUUUUUCAUCACAGACUCUGAUGCUUCCGGAGGAGAUUUUUGGAGAGAAAGAUCAGGUGAACACACACAAGAGACAAAUUCAUCUCAUUCACUCAGAAAGGAUGUAGAAAAUAUGGGGAAAGAAGAACUUCAGAAGGUUUUAUUUGAACAAAUAGAUUUGCGGAGACGACUAGAACAAGAAUUCCAGGUGUUAAAAGGAAAUACAUCUUUCCCAGUAUUCAAUAAUUUUCAGGAUCAAAUGAAAAGGGAACUAGCCUACCGAGAAGAAAUGGUGCAACAGUUACAAAUUAUUCCCUAUGCAGCAAGCUUGAUCAGGAAAGAAAAGCUAGGUGCCCAUCUCAGCAAAAGCUAA
Messenger RNA from Lipotes vexillifer (Yangtze River dolphin), 2985 nucleotides. It is a transcript of the gene SKOR2, whose product is annotated as SKI family transcriptional corepressor 2. Gene Ontology annotation, cellular component: cytoplasm; transcription regulator complex; nucleus. Gene Ontology annotation, molecular function: DNA-binding transcription factor activity, RNA polymerase II-specific; RNA polymerase II cis-regulatory region sequence-specific DNA binding; SMAD binding. Gene Ontology annotation, biological process: negative regulation of BMP signaling pathway; negative regulation of transcription by RNA polymerase II. The record is from RefSeq and is a predicted model, not a curated record. NCBI's taxonomy places the organism in Eukaryota, Metazoa, Chordata, Mammalia, Artiodactyla, Lipotidae.